This is a messenger RNA of Sorex araneus (European shrew), 1483 nucleotides long. It is a transcript of the gene C2H6orf15, whose product is annotated as chromosome 2 C6orf15 homolog. Lineage: Eukaryota; Metazoa; Chordata; Mammalia; Eulipotyphla; Soricidae. The coding region runs from base 1 to 1347 and encodes 448 amino acids. The transcript has 2 exons. The record is from RefSeq and is a predicted model, not a curated record. Gene Ontology annotation, cellular component: extracellular matrix. Gene Ontology annotation, biological process: extracellular matrix organization.
AUGCAGGGCUGCGUGGCGAGGAGAUGGGCUCCUCUGGGCCUGCUCCUGCUGUGUCUUCAUCUCCCAGGCCUUUUGUCCCGGAGCAUCAAUGCGGUGGAGGAGAAAGCCCCCCAACACCCGGGAACAGACUCGCCUCUGCCAGCACAACCUCCUUUGACCAGCCCCUCCAACUCUGAGCAUCCUCAGCCCCAACCUGACCCAGUCUCCAAGGAUCUCACAAGCACUCCUCUGGCGUUCAGUGCUUCUCCAUCAGAUGGUUUCCAGCCUGCAGAAGGUCCAGAGGCUCAGGGGUGGCCCCUACCUGAAGAGAUGCCCUUUAUGGAUUCCUGGUCCUCCGAAGAUCCUUGGCAGAUGAUGAUGGCUGCGGAUGAGGACUACGCAGAGGAAGCCCUGCCCGAGGAGCUGUCUUUCCUUUCUGGUGCCACGGGAACCACCUCGGGCAGCAAGCCUUUGUCUGCAGGGUCCUCUGACACUGCCAGUGUCCCCCUGGAUUCUGACUCUGAGCACCCAUCCCAUUCCAACAUGCCGGGAGCCUUGGAACCAACCCGUGCCCAGAGCCCUUUCUGGUCUUUCAUCAAUAAGAUUCGACAGACAUUCUUGUCUGGUCGCCCCUGUGGGAUCCUGAAUCCCAGGGUACCUGUGAGAGGUGGAGGCCCUGGAACUGGAUGGGGAACCAGGCCCAUGCCAAACCCUGUAGGAAUAGGGGGCAUCAACAACCAAUACCCAGGUACUGGCUGGGGGAAUAUUAAUAAGAUUCCAGGUGCCAGCUGGGGAAAUAUUAAUAAGAUUCCAGGUGCCAGCUGGGGGAAUAUUAAUAAGAUUCCAGGUUCCAGCUGGGGAAAUAUUAAUAAGAUUCCAGGUACCAGCUGGGGGAAUAUUAAUAAGAUUCCAGGUACCAGCUGGGGGAACAUUAAUAAGAUUCCUGGUUCCAGCUGGGGGAAUAUUAAUAAGAUUCCAGGUGUAAACUGGGGGAAUAUUAAUAAGAUUCCAGGUUCCAGCUGGGGGAAUAUUAAUGGAAUUCCGGGUAACAUCUGGGGGAAUAUUAAUCAGAAUCCAGGAGGCAUCUGGGGAAAUAUUAAUGGAAUUCCAGGAGGCAUCUGGGGAAAUAUUAAUCGACUUCCAGGAGGCAUCUGGGGAAAUAUUAAUCGACUUCCAGGAGGUAUCUGGGGAAAUAUUAACCGGCUUCCAGGAGGCACCUGGGGAAAUAUUAAUCGGCUUCCAGGUACUAGCUGGGGUCCUCUACAGCCAGUUAUUAACAAAUUACCUCCUGGAGUUUUACGCCCUCCCAGCUCUUCUUUGAACAUCCCAGCUGGCUUGCCCCAAUCUAAAGGCCCUGCAUCAGAGUGAGGUUAGAAUGACAGCAGAGGCAAUCCUAAAUUUGAAGUCAGAGAAUGGGUCCUGUUCCCCAUUUUCAGAGUGAACUAAAUCCAGAUUCAAUCUGCAUAUUUUCAGCCUCAUCUCCACAUUCGCAGCAUUCCUUGCU